AUGGGCAUAACCUGCCCCAAAGGUGAAGGGCAAAGUCCCAGAGGGACCACCACCCCUCCACACAUAGGAGAUCCCGUGGUGAUUGAUGCUCAUGUCACCCUUCUGCUGGCCUGGUUGGAGAAAGGCUGGCAGACCAGAGUGAAACUGCUGGAACAGAUAACCAGGGAACAUGAGCGGUACAGCGCUAACGUCAACCAGUUUCAAUCGUGGCUGAAUGGUGUGACAGAAAGAUUAAACUGCUGCGUCGGAGAAGCAACCAAGUCAUCAGCUGAGGACAAGUUAAAGGCACUGAAGAAAAUUGCCAAAAAUAUUAGGAGUGGUGAAAAGAAAUGGAAGCACCUUGAAAAUCAGUGUGCAGAGGUGAUUCAGAAUACUUCCCCACUUGUAGCUGAGAGAAUGAAGGAUGAACUCGAAGAGCUAAGAAAAGCCUUAGAGAAGAUUAAACUGAUUAGUGAGGAGGAGGAGAGAUUGCUUAAAAUCCAACAGUCGAAAAGUACCUAUGAGUCCCAAGCCAGACAAUUAGAAGCAGACAUUCAGGAGUUGAGAGAAGAUCUACAGAGACUAGAAGAUGGUCUGGACCCUGGGGAAGCAGAAAAGACCGAAGAGGAGUUGUUAAUUCUGUGGAAAAAAUGCAGUGCAACAAGAACAGCUCUGGCUGCAGAAGAGUUCAAGAUUGAGAAGCUGAAGGCUCAGCUUAAGGAACUGCUACGGUUUUCCCAAGAUGUGCAGCCACACACUGAGAGCGUUGUCUCUGCAAUACAGCACUACAAAAGUGUUAGAGGCAAGACAUCUAAAAUGAGCACUGAUACAGAAAUCCAACUGAGAAGACUCUUUCAAAAUCCCCUGCAAGAUUUUGAACAGUGGAAACCAUCAGUCCAGAUGCUUCUGGAGACUCCAAAGCCAGCGCUGGCUCACAUUGAGGCUGCUCUAGCUGAAAGCUCUCAGUUCAAAGAGAAGUUGAUGACAUUACAACUGAAGAAAGAUUUUCUAAACAGCGUCCUUGGUGAGGAAACAGCAAAAUCUUUCCUGCAAGAAGCAGCUGAAGCUUCAAAGGAGAGAGAAAUUCUACACAAAAGUCUGCUGCAAAGCAAGAACAAACUCCAGAAUUUGAUAUCACAACAUAAGGACUUUGGUGCUGGUUUUGAACCUUUGAAGAAGAAGUUAUCUGCCCUCAAAGCCAAAUUAGAUCUAGAGAAGGAACCACGGCCUGGCUUAAUGGGCAAAAAGACACAACUCCAGAGACUCCAGGUGAUCCAAGAUGACUUGGCAGAGCUUGCAGUUCAAAUGGAGGAGGUGGAGAAGCUUGUUCAGUCAAAUACCACACACAGGCAUGAAAUGAACCAACUUUCGUCUGACUCUCAGGCCCUGAAGAGAGCACUGGAGAUGAUGAUACAGCAGAGCAAAGAGCAUAUUCAGAAGCACUGGGUGUACAACGACAAACUCGCUGACCUCCAGCAGUGGAUCGCAGUAACUGUGGAGAAGAUUGAUGCCUACCAGGGUGCUGAUGGAGAGCAGAACACUGAUGACAGGGUGGCAUGCCUCGAGAGAUGGCUAGCUGAGUUUCCAGAUAAGGAGAUCCAGCUGUACCUUGUGGAAGCUCAUGGCCAGCUGGUCAUGGAGAAUUCUUCCCCAGAGGAGACUGCGCAUAUCCAGGCAGAGCUGGAUCAGCUGAAGGAGUUGUGGAGAUCACUGAAGGACAUGGCAAGUGGUCUUCUCGAAAAGUGGCAGUUAAAUAGGCCAGUGGCUGAUAAGAAGAAAAUGGCAUUUGUGGACAACAGAUGGAUGUCUGGACCUGUCUGCCAUCUUUUAGAUGUAGAUCCCAACCAUAAGCAGGAGAAGAUAGGAGAUGGGCAAAAUGCGAGCAACCACUUGAAGAUCCUACAUGACUUUGAAGGGUGGUUACAAGGAGAAAACACCAAACUGAACAAAAUUCUUGCUGUGACUUCAUCUUCCUCAGAGGAAAUUAAAGCACGUCAGAGAAAACUGGAGGAGCUUCAGUCUCGUGUGCCUUAUGGUCAGUGUCUCUUUGAGGUCCUUCUUCAUAUUCAUCCUGUCAUGGGAAACACUGACCAUCUGGAGGACCUGCAUUACCGGUGGUUGCUCUACAUAUCUAAACUGAAAGAGUCCAUGCGUUCACCGAGUCCUGGAUCUUUAGAAGAAUCAGACAGAUUCAGAAAGAAGCCCUCUGGAGGUGUGUGCUCAUUCCUGCAUCGAGUGUGCUGGGCAGCACUGCCAUUUCAACUACUCCUCCUGCUCCUCCUGCUCCUGGCCUUCCUCUUGCCCCAGGCCGAGGAGACCUGUAACUGUGCACUGGCCAACAACUUUGCUCAGUCCUUCCAGCUGAUGCUGCGAUAUGAGGGCCCACCUCCAACCUAA
Molecule: messenger RNA, 2376 nt
Organism: Eurypyga helias (sunbittern)
Lineage: Eukaryota; Metazoa; Chordata; Aves; Eurypygiformes; Eurypygidae
Gene: SYNE3
Product: spectrin repeat containing, nuclear envelope family member 3
Exons: 15
Coding region: 1-2376 (791 amino acids)
Biological process (GO): nuclear migration
Cellular component (GO): meiotic nuclear membrane microtubule tethering complex; cytoplasm; nuclear outer membrane
Molecular function (GO): actin filament binding
Source: RefSeq, a predicted model, not a curated record